AUGGCGACCGGAGCGUUGAAGGAGGUUUCGUCUGCGAGGUGUUUCGGCGGGCUCCAGAAGGUCUUCGAGCACGACAGCAGCGAGCUCAAGUGCCGUAUGCGGAUCGGCGUCUACCUCCCACCGCAGGUGGAGAGCGAAAAGGUCCCUGUUCUAUACUGGCUCUCCGGGCUCACGUGCACCGAUCAGAACUUCGUGGCGAAGGCAGGGGCUCAGCGAGUAGCCUCAUCCCUCGGUCUGCUGCUCGUUGCACCGGACACCAGCCCGCGAGGCUGCAACAUCGAAGGAGAGGACGAGUCGUGGGAUUUCGGUACGGGUGCGGGGUUCUACGUAAACGCAACGGAAGAGAAAUGGAAGAACAACUACCGAAUGUACUCGUACGUAACGUCCGAGCUACCCGAGUUGAUCCGGACGAAUUUCAGCGUCGUUCCGGACAAGCAGUCGAUUUUCGGACAUAGUAUGGGCGGGCACGGCGCGCUCAUCUGCGCGCUGAAGAAUCCAGGCGCAUACCGCUCCGUGUCCGCGUUCGCGCCGAUCUGCAACCCCGUCAACUGCCCGUGGGGACAGAAAGCGUUCUCCGGAUAUCUCGGUCCGGACCGCGAACAGUGGAAAGCCUGGGACGCCACAGAACUCGUAAAGAACUACAACGGCCCGAAUUUCUCGUACAUUUUGAUCGACCAGGGCAAAUCGGACUCUUUCCUCGGCGCGGGGCAGCUGCUCCGGAGAAUUUUGUUGCGAGUGCGAAGGAAGCCGGUGUGCCGGUUAUACUGA
Geodia barretti is the source of this 768-nucleotide messenger RNA. Lineage: Eukaryota; Metazoa; Porifera; Demospongiae; Tetractinellida; Geodiidae. The record is from the annotation of a GenBank genome assembly.